Molecule: messenger RNA, 1580 nt
Organism: Daucus carota subsp. sativus
Lineage: Eukaryota; Viridiplantae; Streptophyta; Magnoliopsida; Apiales; Apiaceae
Product: protein TUNICAMYCIN INDUCED 1
Exons: 3
Coding region: 102-1337 (411 amino acids)
Source: RefSeq, a predicted model, not a curated record
AAACAUGGAAAUAUUUAAAAACCAAGUACACUUCAAAAAUUAGCUGGAUCAUUUAUCUUUGCGCUGGUUGAAGCUCCGACUCGACCCGAAUAGCCACGACGAUGAACAAGCUCCGAUUGCUUUUCUCCAUCUUAGUAACAUUCCAAACCCUAAUCCCCAAAUUAACCCUCGCAAUUACAACCAAACCCCGUCCUUUCAAUCUCUCUCACUUCAUAUACCCGAAAAUUUACGAUGAGUUUCGUCCCGAGCCUUCAAUUUUUUUAAAGGAUGUUUUGGAUGCAAUUUCUGUGAAGAGGAAGUGGAAUAAUCAGGAUGUGGAGGUGACAAAUUUGGAUUUGGAUAAGGCUGAGUAUGCGGUUGUGAAUAAUUAUGAUGUGAGUCUUCGAUUAGGCUCGAUAAGUGAGUUUGAGUAUAAGUUGAGGGAUAGUGAAGUGUCGGAGUGGAAGAAAGUUGGGGAGUUUGGGGGUGAUUUCGAGAGGUUAGUGGAGGAUGUGAGCUCGAAAGGGGUGGUUGAUGAGUUCGAGAUUGAAGGGCCGUUUGAGUUGUGUGCUUCGGGUGAUCAUCGGUUUCAGCUUAUAUUGCCGAUGAACUCUUCACAUGCUGGCCUGAAAAGAGUCAUUGUUAGUGAGGGCAUCACAGUGAAAGUGAAAAGUGCACUACAAGUCUCUUUGUUUAACACUUAUGAUCUUGGUCAUCAAGAAAAUGGGAGUGCGUUUGUCAAUAGUAAGAGGGAAAAAGCUUGGUGGUCUUUAGGGAAUUCAGUAUGUUUGUCAUUACUUCCUAUAAAUAUCGUAGGUUCUGCAUCGCUGGUUGCCUACAGGACCUGGAAUCCCGAUGCUCACAUUGAAUCUAAUUUCCUAUUUGGAGAGACAAUAGAAUUGCUGCCAGAGAAAUGCUACAUUAGUCAUACCUAUAGAAAGCAUGGAUGUCCAGUUGACUCCUUCAAAUCAAGGAUAGUGUUGCUGGAGAAAGUUAUGCAGGGUUUGUUAAGUGACAAGAUCAGUCAGGAUUCAGGGUUGGGAUUUUUUAAAGGUAAAGUUCGAGCAUCAACACUAUUUCGCUUUCACUUGGAAGUAAAGAGGGACAUUAAAAGCAAUGACACAAUGUGGACAACACUCGCAGAGUGGAGAACAAGGCCUAAAUUUGAACAUUUAACAUUUGAAAUUGUGGCAAAAUAUGAAGCUCAAAGAUUAAAGCCCUUGAUGAUGAAGAAAGUGGGACCUUUUGACGGAGUAGAUACAUAUCCUUGGAGCACAUUAAUGUCCAACAUCUCCUUCACAAAGUACCCCUCUGUGCUUGUUCCUCCAGAGACCCUAACACUGGACGUGAGAUGGUAGGAAAACUGAAGUGCAACUUUACAUCGUCUUUCGCUGAUAAGUCUGUGCAAGGUGACUAGCAUUUUGUUCUUGUAGGUCAGUUUCUUUACUUUGUGGGUGUUAUUUUGAAUGUAUACAUACCUCUGUGAAAUUCAACUGUAAAAUUCAACUUUAAAUACUUGUAAAUUUACAAAUGAAGAAAUUGUAAUAACGAAUAUCGUUUUUACUAACAAAUGUGAUGAUUUGUUAUAAUGUUUUGCAUUA